Molecule: messenger RNA, 8273 nt
Organism: Cinara cedri
Lineage: Eukaryota; Metazoa; Arthropoda; Insecta; Hemiptera; Aphididae
Source: the annotation of a GenBank genome assembly
AUGUGUUUAAAGGUAAAUUAUUUUAUAAUAUAAUUUAUCUGUAUACAGUAUUAAUAAAGUUGAAUAUUUAUUUUUAUUUUCCAGAAAAUAUUCAAAAUGAGUGGGUUGAAUAUUCGAUGGUAUAACUCCAGACCUAAAAAUGCUAUGGUCGGUGUUGUUAAAAUUGGUUAUUUAAAAAAAAAUAAAAGUACAAAAAAAAAGUUUUUUGUUCUUCGAGAACUAACAGCUUUUGGUGGACCUGCGUGUCUUGAAUAUUAUGAUACUGAAAAAAAAUGGAGAAACAAUGGAUCACCUAACAAGUACCCUACUGCUUAAUUAUAUAAUAUGAAUUAUAAAUUGAUUUACUAAAAAUUUCUGUUACAGAGUAAUUGUGUUAAAGGCCUGCUUCAAUAUCACUAAGCGUGUAGAUUCACGCACUAAAAAGACUAUAAUAAGGAUAAACACUUCACACAAUAAUUUUUCCAUACUAUUUGAUACUGAUACUGAGCUCGAUGAAUGGUUGGAUCUAAUGUUAGUUUUACAACGAGUUAAUAAAAAUUAUGGACAUAUUGAUUCAAUUAAAGAACCUCUUGGUACUACAUAUUAUGCAUAUUUGCUAUUCUACAGAUAAAUCUAAUUUAGUUUGCUUUUUUUCAGAACAUAUAUGGCAUGUCGUUAUAAUGAAUAAGGGGUUAGGAAAUAAUGCAAAGUUAUUAGGCAUGACUGGACUUUGUUUGUGUGACAAAACAAUGUCUAUAAUGAAGUAUCCAACUAGAUCAAAAUUACAAACAACUAUCGAUAUAAACGUUAGUAUUUAUUUGUGUUUUUGCCUAGUAGUCCUUACUUUAUUUCUGUAGGUUAAUAAAAAGAAAAAAAAUGAUUUUAUUUAGUUGUCGAGUAUUCGACGUUCUGGAGCUUUGGGAACAGUUUUUUAUAUGGAAGUAGGACAAAGUUCUCCCUUCGGUCCUGGUCAAUUAUGGCUGGAUGCAUUGAGUUCUCAAAUAGCAAAAAGUAUUCAUGGAAUUUUAAUGGGUGCAACAAGUCAAAGUUCAACAAAUCACGACCAGCCGAAAGUCAGAGCGAGGUCAUCAUCAUUUAAUGAAGGAUCACGUCUUAUGAACUGUUCGUCUAAACAACGUUCUAGUUUUUACGGUAUGUUUUUACAAAAAUUAUUAAAUAAAGUUUAUAUAAUAUAAUUUUACUCUAAAAUAACAUUUUAGAUGAAAAUAAUCCUGGCCUUCAGUAUAAAAAUAAUAGUCAAAGUUUCUCAACAUUAAAUAAUGGCAAUUUUGAUUUAUCACGCACAGGUAAAUUAAUUAAGAUAUUAAUAUCUUAAUUUACUUGCAUUGAGACUAUUAGAAUGUACAAAUAACAUUAUAAUACCAUGUAGUAUUGACAUAUUCAACUUCAGUCUACUGACUUAUUUGUAUACGACCCCCGCCUUAUUGAAAAAUAUGAAUUGUGGUAUUAAUAUUAUGUUUUGUGUGUCUAAAUGAUUUUUGAGAGAAAAAUAAAAGGGGUGAGGUUUUUUUUGCUCACCAAAAGAUUUAUGGGGUUCUUCCUUCUUCCAGACUUAUUUUUAGAUUCUUUAGCCCAAUUUAUACUUUGAGUAGGAAAUGCCUGAUAUAGUACCUUCAAUGUAGUGUAUAACAUGUUAUAAUAGUAUUGUAAAUUGAAAACUUUGAAUUUUUUUGUAAAUUAUGAAAAUAAAAUCUAUUCCUACUAUAUGUUUUAUUUAUUAAAAAGUAAAUUUUUAUAAUUACAUAUUUUUUCGUAUAGCAUAAAUAUUUAAAAUGUCUUUAUCUAUAGACAUGUUAGAUUUGUUGAGCCCUGGACAAUGCUGUAGUAUAACUGUAUUAGUAUUGGUGUGUACUAAGCUAACCUAUAUAAUAAUAUAUCGUGGGCCCAUCAAAACCAAAACAAGUGUUGGGCUCUAGACUUAUGUCCCAUUUGUCCUCCCCUUGUGCCAGCAUUGUCUAUAGUACUGAAUGAAAAUAUAAUCUAGUAUGAAAAUAGGAAUAAUAUUUUGUUUCACUACCAUUAGUGCUUGAAAACCAGUCUGAAUAUAUUGUAGAUUCCUAUUUCAUAAAAAGGUGCUGUAAAAUUAAAAUGGUUCUAUAAUAUUUGCUAAAUACUUAAAAGAAUUAGUGAAUUGCUAUUUAAUGUUCACCAUGGUUAACAAAUAAAUUAAAUCAUAAAUAUUUGAAUUUAACGAUUGAUAAUAGACUCCUUCUCACCAAAAAAUUCAGUGCGCCAAUUUUUUUUCCACCAUUGAGUACACCUUUACAUUUUAUUUUGUAUUUCAGUUUGUUUAAAGUCUGAAAUUUAAUACCUGAGAUAAUUAACAUUGUUAAUAUUUAUCUGUAACUUUUAUAGAUAGAUAAUCAGAUCUAUUAGUUGCAGGUUCUAUAAAUGAUAAUAUAUGUAUAAUGUAUAGUAAUCUAUUACCAUUAUUGAGAACCAGUUCUAGUAAUACCUAAUGUUAUUGACAAAUCUGUAUUUGUGCUAAUGGAUUUUUAAGUUGCUGUAGAUUGUGUACACAAUCUAUUCUAAGUAUUACAAUUGGAAAUUUAUUUUGAAUUUUUACUAUUCUUGCUUAAAAUUGGUAAUUUUUUUACGAAGAUAACAAGAUCAAUUUCAGCAUUAAACAAUAUAAAUUUUUUAGUUUUUCGACUUAAUAAUUAAACUUAUAUAAACACCAAUAAUUUGUAUUGUGUAAACUUGUUAAAUAUUUUGUUUUGUUUUUUAUAAUACAUCACUUUUAAUAUAGUGUUAUUAUUUGAUUGACAAUUGUGAUUUUUGGUAUGUAAUAUGAUGAGAAUAUGAAAAUAUAAAAAUAUUUUUUAUGUUAUGGGAAUCUAAUCAUUUUGUUUUCAAUAAAUUAAGCAUAGUUUUUCAAUACUAGAGUAGAUUAUCAAAAUUAUUUUAAUUAAAUGUGAUUUUAUAACAACUUAGUAUAUAGAGUGAUUUUUAAUAUGAACCAGCAAUUAUCUCUGAGGAUUUUAAGUGAAUUUGAUUUCUGUUUUUUCUGAUCAUUAUGGAAUCAUUUAAGCUUUAUUUUAAAACCAUUUUUAAUUUUUACCCCUACCCCAUAUACCUUAAUUAAGUGCAUUCUUUUGAUUUUAAAAUUGGAAUCCCUCCUCUUGAAUGAACACAAUAUUUGAAUAAAGAAUAUUUUUCUAGAAAUUUUGAUAUGCAUCCUACUAAUAUCAGAUUUACAAUUUAUGAUUUAUACCAGUUUAAAGUUUAGACCAGAGGAGUAGGGAAGGGAAUAAAUUGCCUAUCUGUAACCCUUCUCUUCUCCUUCGGUCUAAACUUUAAACUGAUAUAAACCAUAAAUGGUAAAUCUGAUAUUUGUAUGAUGCAUAUCAAAAUGUCUAGAAAAAUAUUCUCUAUUCAAAUCUGUUUUCAAAAGGGGGGGGAGUUCCUAUUUGAAAAUUAAAAAGGGUUUAAAAUAAAGCUUAAUUGAUUCCAAUAAUGAUUAAAAAAAACAGAAAUCAAAGUCUCUUAAAAUCCUCGGAGAUAAUUGCUAGUUCAUAAUAAAAAAAAUCACCCUGUAUAAUAUGAUAAAUUAUUUUUAUUCAGAAAUUAUUUUAUAACAAAAAAUGAUAAUUUUAGUUAUUACUAGCAAGGUUUUAGUAUGUAUAUUUGUUUUCACCAAUACAGUGAAAAUGUUCUAAAACUUAUUAAAAAAUGUGUAUAAUACAUUUGCUUAAUAGUAAUUGGGUACAAAUAAUAUUUAAAACCUAUUAAAAUUAAAGUAUUUUUCAAGUAGUUUUUAGAAAAUUUGUAUACAAAAUAUAGUAAAAUUAUUUUAUUAGAUAUUAAGAAAUGUAAUUAGCAUUCGAAUAUUCAGUAUUAAGUUUUUAAUAAAACUACUUGAAAAAUGUAUGUAUGUGUGUUAUCAAUAUUAACCUGUAAAUAUUUAAUAUAUAUCUAUUUUAGUGUUUUAGUAUUAACUUGAUGAUAAUAUUGUUAAAAAAUAUAAUAAAUUAAAAUUGUAAUAUAUUUAGUUAUUGCUUAAAAUAAUAUAUGUGAAUAACACAGAUAGCGAAUUCAUGUUAUUAUGUAUAUGCACAUACUAAUUUUCCAUUCUUCUGUACAUGGGCUUUGAUUUCAUGUGCAUAUUAAUUCAUAUUUAUUACACAGAUCUUUAUAAUAUACAACAUUUUUAUAAUAAUUGAAUGCGCCCAAAAUAUAGUAUUGCAAAGUAAUGUAGUAGUAUAGAGUUGUAAUUUAAACAAUUAAUUUGUGAAUUUGUAGUUGUUUUUUUGUUGGUAGAAAUUAUAUAAUCUUAGUUAAUUUAAUGUGAAAUAAUUAUUUUCUAAAUUUAAUAUAACUAAACACCACCCAACUAUCUACCAAAAUACAAUUCUCUUCUAUCUUUGCAAAGUAUUAGAUAUUUUAAAAUUAUUUAGUGUCAUACAUUUAAGUUAAAUUAUUAUAAUAAUAUAAAUAAUACAAAUAAUUAAACAAUUUCCAAUUUGUAGCUUUUUAAAAUGUAUAAAACCAAUUUAAACAUAUUGAGAAAAUAAGAAAUGUAUAAUACUUUUAUUCAUAUUUGUUUGCAAUGAUUUAUCAUUGCAAACACAAUACCUUGUGAAGUUGGGUACUUUGAAAUUUUUAUCAAGUUCCGUUAUAUAAAUUGUUGCAUUAAAUAUAUAAUAUAUUAUAUUAUAAAUAAUGCAAUUUUACUAAAAAAGCUGAGAUUAUUUUAUUUCUUUUUUUCAGGAUCAGUCAGAGAACGUUGUGACAGUAUGCCAUUGCGACCACGUGCUAUUAGUGAAAAUUAUUCAACACAUUCUUAUAAUGGAAUUUUAUCUCCAAGGCAGUCUUUUCAUAGACGUUGUAAUUGUGUUUCUGCUUCAUCAUCAAUAUCAGGGUAGGUUAUUUGUAUACAUUAUAUUAUAAAAUUAUUAAAACAAAAAUGUGCUAAUUUUAGGUUUAGUGACUCUGGGUUGAGUACCUGGGACACAUCACUUUCAAAGUUGACUGAUACUACUGAUGGAAAUUCUUCUUGUUACACAAAUUUUAACAAUCAACAAACUGCAAUACUGGAGGAAAAUCAUGAAGAUUUUGUUUCUUGUAGACCAUUAGAUAAAGGUAUUUUUUUUCAUAUAAUAUAUUAAGUAUAUAGAGUAGUUUUAUAUUAAAUGAUGACCUACUUAUAUAUUUUUUUCCUCAGAAGAAGAUUUGUUGAGACAAACCACUGACAGUAAUGUUAAUAACAAUAUUAACCUAAUUAACAACAAUUUUGGUGGUAAUAGAUCAAGUUCUUCUUCACAGGUUAGUUUUAUUUUUCUUUAAUGUUUUUGCUUUUAUAAUUUGUAACCAAAUCACAUAAUAAUUAUUAAUAUUAUUAUCAUCUUAUAAGAACAAAGUAUGCAAAUAGUAGAUAAUUAGACCAUCUUAUUUUUAUUAAAAAUAUAGAUCAAAUAGAUCCAUAAAGUUUCAUAAUUUUUCAUUAUUCAUAUUUUUAUUUAAUAGGCAGGUUCCUGUUGUGACUCAAAUAGUCCAUAUGGUUCACCAACCAAUGGGGAUGAACACCCGUAUACUUUGCUAGACCCUAGUAAGUAUUCACCUUUUUCUAAUCAUAACUAUUUUCGAAAAUUUAUUAACUGUCUACAUUAGGUAUAGCUGGAACAUCUCCACCAACCGAUGGGUAUUUACCAAUGAAACCAGGAUCAAAAUGCACACAUUAUAAUAACUACACCUUGAUGGAAGGACAAAAUAGUUCUAAACAAGGUAAUUAAUAUGUUCAAUUAUUUCUAUAAUUGUUUUAUAUAUUUGUUAGAAAUUAUUCACUAUUUUGGUUAGGUAUUGUUGAGUAAGUAUUACAUUUACACUUAUUUUUAUUCAAAUUAUAUACAAUUUGGUAACUAUUUAAACUUACGUCCACAAAAUGUGUGUUAAAUAUUUCUUUUUCAUAAAUAGUUUUUUAAUUUUUACAAUUAAUAUUAUUAAAUAGAUACACUUCCUAAGACACAAGUGGAAUUAGUCGAAGGUUAUGUUCCUAUGGCUCCAGUGAAUAAAAUAUCCUCCGAAUAUGUGCCAAUGGAAUGUACAAAACAAGAAUCUAUUAAAUCUGGAACACCUUCUACAGAUACACGCUUUUCCUCUAUACAUUUAGAUAGAGUUUGUUCAAUGCUAGCUCCACUUGAGGAUGAAGAACCUAUUAGGGCUACUAGAGCCUAUUCUGUUGGUUCUAAAGAUGGUUUAAGAGAAAAAAUUGACAAGUACUUAUCGUUUAUAUAAUGUGAAAUAUAUUUAUAAGCUAAUAUAUUUGAGUUGAAAAAUACCAUGUAAUAUCUUUUAGAAUAAAUGCUGAUCGAGCUAGAACACGUGCAUUUUCAGUUGGCAGCCGAGGUCAAUUACCCCCUUCUGGAUUAAAUCAUAAUGAUAAUCAAUCUGGUGAUUCAACUAGUGUGUCUGAGCAAAGCGAUAGUGGCAAUCACAUGGAAAUAAAUUUCAGUUGUAAUUCAAAGUUACGACGUAAUUAUAAAGCAACUUAUCGCUCAUUAUCUGCUCAAGCGCCAGCAGAUUCAUCACCUAAACUCUGCCCUUCUCCUGAUUCAUGUACACACAGAUCAUCUGGUCGUUCCCCUCCAAAGUCUAUAGCAUCUAUAGCAACUUCUGUGGAUAAUAAAAGAACAUUAUCUGGAGCUGUACAUGGUAUUUCUAGAUCACCUCCGUCAUCACAUACAUAUUUGUCACCUACAUUAGAAAGGGUUUCUGAGGUGCCUGGGGUUGAAGUAUUUGAUAAUUAUACGUUAAUGAAACCUGUCCAAGGAUUGUUUCCUAAUGAAAAGUAUGUUAAAACAAAAACAGUAUUUUCAUAGUUAGUAACAACAUAAUAAAAACAAUAAAUACAAAUAAUUAGUAUAUUUAAGCAAAUUUUAUUAAUUUAAUUAUAUAUUAAAAUUCACAUAAGAAUAUAAUUGUAAAAUUAUAAUCCAUAGUGCUAAAACCAAGUUUUAAAUGAUGAUAUUUUACUACAACUAAUCCAGUAUUAUUUGACAUCUUUCUUACCCAGACUUUUAGUGGUCUUGACAAAAAGAUAGUUUAUUUAAAUGUAUUUAUCUACUUAUGCAAACAGUAAUAUUUAUCCCCGGUAUCCCAUAAACCAUCAUUUCAGAUACUAAAGUCAAUAAGUAUUCUAAAUAAAAUUACACUGUUAAUUUGUGCUUAUUCAGAAUCUAUUGUUUUUCUUUACAAUGGUAUCUCCCAUACCACAAAAAUCAUUUAAUUUAAAAUCAAAAAUGUUCUUCGUAUAUUUACACAUUGUUUUCUGUGAUAAUUUAUAAUUCAUGUAUAUUUAUUUUCAAUUUAAAAAAUGAUCACAAUCUGAAUUUAGAUUUCUAGACAUUUCAUUGAUAUUUCACCAAGAAAUAUAAAUAUAUACGAUAAAUAUACUAUGAGAACCGAAAACUUGAAAGAAUUCUUUUUUGAACUUUGUAAAAACUGAUAUUGAUAAAAAAAUUUAUUAUUUACAUGAGCGAUAACAUAUCUCAUAUUAAUUGUAUUACCUGAAGUAAUAAUAUGUCCUUUAAUAAAAACUGAUUAAAAUAAAUAAAUUAUUAAAAUCAGUAUACCCAUACAAGAAAAAAAAAAAAUAUAAAAAUCAGAAUGAUUAUUGCAUAGAUAUUACUAUUAAUGAUAUUGAUUGGUCACUCCUAUGAUUGAUAUAUUGCGGGCAUUUUCACUUACAACAGCUCCCAUCAUCAGUAUCGGUUCUUUUUUUUUUUUUAAUAUCUAUGUUAUUUAUUAGUUUUUUUUUUGUCCUACUGUUAACAGUUAAAUGCUCAUAAUAUAAAUGUGUCUAUUAAAUAAAAAUGAUAAUAUAUCAUAUUAUUUAAGUUACUUAAUUGAUUUAUUUUUUGCCAUAUACUAUUUUCAUUUAUGUUCUUUGUAGUGUGAGUCCAGUGUUGGAAGAAUCGAGUAAAAGGAAUUAUGUAAAUGUAUGGGAAGCAGCAAGUAAUAGUUUUCCACUUAUGAAAAUUAUUGGUGGACUAAAUUGGAAAAAGAAUAAGAAGCGUAGUGCAAUGCCAGUUCAACUAAAUAUGUCCAAUAAUGAAGGAAUUGAUGAAGUAGAUUGUUAUACAACUAUUAGGCCAGGUGUCCAUACAAUACCACUGCGAUCAGAUCAAAAUAAUAGUAAAUUGCCCACUGACGCAUUGUUAAAUGUUCUUCAAGAUGAAUUAGCAGAUCUAGUAUUGUCGGAUCAACCUAUUGACAUCUAUAAUUCUAAGAAUUGCCAUCAGUCUGAAAACUCUGUUUCUUCACUGGAUGGGUAA